AUGGGCAGUACAAGCACUGAUCUAUCCACUCUCGCUACUUCUUCAGCUCCUACAACUCCUACUAGCACAACAGAUACUCUCCCACCCCCAACUCAAGAUUACAUCUUGGAGGCCCCUGCCAAGAACAGCCCAAGCCCAACCAGUGAGAGCAGCAGCGAUGAAGAUGACACCCCUAAAGAAGACGAUUCAGACGAGAGCGAGGUCGAGGAGACAGAGGAUCACCGAAAGACAUCCUUAGGUGCUGGUGUCGAGAAGAUAAGCAGGCACAAAGAGGCCGUCCAUUGA
Messenger RNA from Suillus subaureus, 285 nucleotides. RefSeq lists its product as uncharacterized. The coding region runs from base 1 to 285 and encodes 94 amino acids. The record is from RefSeq and is a predicted model, not a curated record. NCBI's taxonomy places the organism in Eukaryota, Fungi, Basidiomycota, Agaricomycetes, Boletales, Suillaceae. The transcript is spliced from 3 exons.